Rhinolophus ferrumequinum (greater horseshoe bat) is the source of this 5699-nucleotide messenger RNA. RefSeq names its product V-set and transmembrane domain containing 5 (gene VSTM5). NCBI's taxonomy places the organism in Eukaryota, Metazoa, Chordata, Mammalia, Chiroptera, Rhinolophidae. Gene Ontology annotation, cellular component: plasma membrane; dendrite; axon. Gene Ontology annotation, biological process: filopodium assembly; positive regulation of excitatory synapse assembly. The record is from RefSeq and is a predicted model, not a curated record. The transcript is spliced from 4 exons. The coding region runs from base 174 to 776 and encodes 200 amino acids.
CUGGCUCAACCAGAGUACAACCAGCUCAUCUGCAUCUGGCCCGAGGGGACUUGAACGAGCCAGGGGCAGGUAGGCGGUCAGGAGCAGCGGCGGCAGCGGCCACAGCGCACAGCCCGCUCCGCGCCGCGCCCCUGGGAAGCCCAUGCCCGGCCCGUGUCGCCCCGGGCUUUCUCAUGAGGCCUCUGCCGAGCCGCAGGAGGAACCACCGCGGCAUCUCCCUGGGACUCCUGGCCCUCUGUCUGGCCGCAGCCGGCAGUUUGCAGAGUCAGGGCGUGUCACUGUACAUUCCCCAGGCUGCCAUCAAUGCCACGGUGGAAGAAGACAUCCUGCUGUCCGUGGAAUAUUCCUGCCAUGGCAUCCCCACCAUCGAAUGGAAAUACACAUCCAACUGGGGAGUGCAGAAGAUCGUAGAGUGGAAACCAGGGACUCAGGCCAAUGUCUCCCAAAGCCACAAGGACAGAGUCUGCACCUUUGACAACGGCUCCAUCCAGCUCUUCAGUGUGGGCGUGAGGGAUUCCGGCUACUAUGUCAUCACGGUGACAGAGCAACUGGGGAGCAGCCAGUUUGGCACCAUCAUGCUGCAUGUGUCAGAGAUCCUCUAUGAAGACCUCCACUUCGUCGCUGUCUUCCUUGCUUUUCUUGCUGCUGUGGCCGCAGUGUUAAUCAGCCUCAUGUGGGUUUGUAAUAAGUGUGCAUAUAAAUUCCAGAGGAAGAGAAGGCACAAGCUCAAAGAGAGCACAACCGAGGAGAUUGAGCUGCAAGAUAUUGAGUGUUAGCCAAGGCUGAGCCCAAUUACAUUCCUACCUCAAGAGGAAAAUGUUAUUUUCCAGUGAAAGGAGUAAACACAUCAAUCGACCCUAAGAGCCUCCUGUUGUCCUGCCACAGCCACCCGCUCCCGAUGGGACCACCAGGCGUUCACCAAGGUGACUGCAUGCAGUUGAAAGCUGUGGAUUGGACAAAGUCAGUUCUUGUACUUGCAUGAAGUUCAAGGAGAAGAGUGCUUGAGGCUUUGAGCCAGAGCUUUGCUUGGCUGCCGUGUCAGAGCCAUGCUAACCCAUAACCGGUGGCAUAGGGUUUGGGCCCGGGGGCAUGGCCAUUGGGGGAGUCCCAUAUCAGAGGGCAGCGUAUCUCCAGAUCAAGUGUGCAGCUCUCCGUGCGUCUGUCUGCACUGCUGGUGCCCUCCAACCACCUGCUGUGAGAAAACAUGAGGCUUUGAGACAAGCCUGCCUAAGAAACAGAGGUAGGAAGAGACAGAGUGAGGUUUGCUGUGCUAUAGCGAGUUGCUCGGAGCGGGGGCAAGGGCCCCUCAUGGCCUGGAACUUUCGGGAGAAGAGCUUCAUUUGUUGACGGACUGGCACUGGGAACAACGAAUAAGGAGAAAAGUACCUUUCUCUUUCUCUCUUAAGUCCAGCAUGAAUUGGAUUUUCCCUCCUGUGGCCCCAGUGUGAGGAAAACCACAGUUCGCUGUGGACGGCAUCUGGCCUUCAGAUGGCCUCCUGACCAGCUGUGCAAAAGUGGGGCCUGCAUGAUGGGUGGUACACCUGGAAAGUCGGGCAGCGCAGGCUUCAAAAUCUAGCCUCCUCGGUCACUAGCACUUCAAGUCUCAAGUCAGGCCCUCUCUCUCUCCCAAGUGGGCAAAGGAACACUUGGCAUUCACCUACCUCACAGUCAGGAUGUCAAGUGAAGCCCGCAGAAGACAUAGAGCUUUCCAAGCAAUUUAGGACAAGCAUGACGAUUCUUCAAGGAUCUGAAAAGCAAUCAGUGCAAUACUGAGUACUGGAAAUUGAUCAAAUGCCCUGGGGUAUUGGGUGCCAGGUGAAAUUAGGGACUGAAUCACAGCUGGCCUUGGCCCUUCCUCUCUGAUAUUGGUUACUAGGUUUACCUGCGAGUUUCUCCAUCCCAACGUCCAUUUGGCAAUCUCUAAAGCAGGCCUAAAUUUAUUUUCCAUUUCUCUUUUCUCUCACUAGUAUUCUUAGCUGCAGACCGAAGCUACCACCCCAACUAUUGGUGGAGGCUGCAGUUUUCAGUUAUGUCCCCAGCCCUCAGCUGCAAAUUCACUAAUGCAAAGGAGAAGGAGAGCUAGAACAUUCCCUUCUCUCUGCCCUCCUUUCCAGUCCCCAAUGCCCACAUCUUUUCUUCUUCCCAUGUGGCAGAUAAAGAGUUGCCUGGCAAAGUUAGUGGGAGGCCUUUCCCCGAGUAAUGAACCCAGGGUUGCAGGAAGAGAUCUCUUGGAGUAUUCAGACAGGAGCUAUCAGUGAUGGAGAGACGGGCUUUGAAGGCACCACCUGACUCAAAAGGCAAGAGGGCAGACAGUCUACACAACUGAUUCGUAGCUCUAGCAGCUGACACGUUCUCACUUCAAGCCACCUCCUGUCCACACGCGUGUAAACACGCACACCUGUGCCCGUUCCCCAGUCAGAGGAACCAGGCCUGUGCCAGGACGGGUUCUUUCCACGGGUCUCCGGUGCCCUGAAGAAGCAGGGUGAGGGGAACUGGAGAGAAAAGGGCAGUCAAGGAUAAUCUGCUGCUUUCUUUCUCUUUCACACACAAAGCCCAUCAGCAGGAAACCAAUUUGGAUUUGGUAACUGCUGGAAUCUGUGUCCUAUUUUAUUCUACCUGCUUUUCAGAACUCUACGUCUCAGUUGGUCAGAAAUCAGGGGUAGAAAUUCUCACAAUAAAAGGAGAAAUGGAAACGAAUACCCAGUGAGUGGCCUCCACGGGCAAAACCCAGGUGUAAAUUGGCCCCCUGCCCCUCAAAAUUUCAUGAAAGGUUAUACCCUCAGCUUUACAUUUCUUCCUUUUGCACUUUUAAAGCUCUCUCCAUCCUGAACAUUCCUGUGGAAAGCUUUUGAUCCCAGAAGCCUGAGGUUUUUGUCUGUUUUUCACAGAAGAAAAUAUGAAGUCAUAAAGGUUAGCCACCCUAAAUGUUAAGCCGUAAGUUAUUAUGCUUCAAACUGGGGAAAAAAAAAAUGUUUUAAAGAAUGAAAUAAAACCUGAAACGAAAGCCCGGGUCCUUCCUGUGUGAGCCCACUGCUGCUGAGAAAUCCAUCGCCCUGGGGAAGCUUCCAUCAGCUGUGGGCGUAAACAAAACCUUCUGCCACAGUCCUGGGUCUGGCACAUCUUUUUAAAUGACAAUAGAACGAAUCAUGUUUGCUCUGUUAUCCGGUGGUGAUAAUAUUCCUCUGCUCUUUGUCUUCUUGGAGGAAUGAAUUCAGUUGAGAGACAGCGUUUUGUGCAGGUAAAAGAUUAGAAGUUUAUUAGCAAAGGCAGAGACACUCCAAGAUGUGGAGCAGACCAGUCCCAAGGCGGGAAGGCCUCUCCUUAGAUUGCAUGAAGGCUUUUAUUUCUAUGGGUAGAAUUGCCUCCCCCGCUCUCCCUUCUCUUUAUCUCUUUCUUUCCUGCUGAGGUGCCCAGUUCUCCCUUUUGGUUCUCAAGGCCGUUUCUGUCAGUUUUCUUUUUAUGAUUUGUUUGAGCAGCUUACUAAAUUGGUCCUGAUAAGCAGGCUGUAUACUCUCAUAAGCGGAAUGUCCUUCCUCCUUUCUUUGGCUUUUAACAACACAUCUCUUUGAUUCAGGGGCAUGUGUGAGCCUGGAAUCCUGCUGGGCUCCUAAGGCAUUGGUGUCCUAAGUGAGGGCAGCUACAAGGGGUCUUGACCCAAGUCGGAGCUGCAGCAAGGAGCUUUCUAACGGGGCAUAGGGCUCUCCGGCUUGUUUCUAUCUGGUAUAUACCUACCCUAUCAUUCGAGUAUCCAUACAUAUUCUUUAGCAAUUCAGAAAAGCAACACUUUAUUAUUGCCAUCAUUCUUCCCUCUAUUGAGCUAAAGGACGAAUGUGAGGUUUUUGCUUCCAGAAUAUGAAUAGUGACUUAACAGAGUCCUAUCUGCUCCGGAAAGGGCUGAAACAAGGAUGUGACAAUUGUACGACCUUGUUGAACAAUGCAAAAGACACUCAACAGCACAUACAUGCUUUGUCAACAGAAUAUCCUCUUAGAGGAUACUGUGAUCUAAGAAACCAAAAAGAUAUUGUUAAAGAACAAAAUUCAACUGAGUAAAUCUGAAGCUCUACUUGGCUUUAUGAAAUGAUUCAUGAAUUGGGCAGCAUCCCAUCUAGCAAUUAGAUGGGUGCUCAGAGGGGUUGUACAAAAGUGUAAAUUUUUUAUAGGCAGAAAGAGGGUGGGACAAGGAAGUUAAGGGUGGACCGGCAAGGUCACCUUUCCAAGGGAAAGGCAGGGGGUUUUAUCAAGAUUACCUCAUUAGUGCUGACAGGAAAUUCGAGACUGGUUAGAAAUUCCACUCCCAGCAGAGGCUGAAACUGCAAUUAGGUGUUUAGUCUUGGUGGGUUUAGCAAAAGUGCCUCCAUUUGGGGUCUGUUUCUUUUUAAUAGUAUACAGUUGUUCCUUGAACAAUACAGGUUUAAAAUCCGCAUGUAAGUGGCCCCCUGCAGUUUAAACCUGUGUUGUUCAAGAGUCCACUGUAUUUUCUUCCCACAACUGGGAAUCCAUGUUUGUGGGGGGUGGACUAUAGUUAUACUCAAGAUUUUCAACUGUGAGGCAGGUUGAUAGCCCUAAAGCCUCGCGCUUUUCAAGGGUCAACUGUAUAUCCUUCUUUCUCAUUUCAUGGUGUUCUGGGUAUGCAAGGGGAGCUGCAACAGAAAACCCUGUCUUCCAAAGCCCUCAUGAGAUGGUUACUACCGGACGGUGCUUCACGCUUACUCUGAUUUGGCCUCAUACCACACAAAGGUGAGGAGCAAAGGCAGUGAGAGAUAAGAAAUGUUAUCAGGAUAUCUUGCUCAGUGCAGAGACAAGUCCUGAGGGAGGAUGCAAUUCAGAAGGGCUGCGUAACAUUGGUGGAGAAGAGGGGACUAUAACGCCAGGAGAUGUAACUGAGAGCAAGGAACCAAAUAUGCACGUGAUGGGGUGAACCCCCAGGGCUAUGACUCAAAUGCAGUCUCCUUGACAGCACCCGAGAGGUGGGGACUGGGGGGAAGUGAAGCCCUCUUUCUGUCAUCAGCUUUCAUAUAGCCAGCAGAGUUUUCUUCUGCCCAGGUUCCAGGAAAACAUCAAACACAUAUCUAGUUUAUUGAAAACAGAGGAAACCCCCGUGGUUCUCGUUAGCAUGUCUACCCACAACUCAACUUCCACUAAAGAAUGCUGAGUUGCCAGAGGGUGCCCCUCUCUGCACACCCAAACCCAUCCCAGCUGUCUGCUUUUCCUUGAGAACCUGGUUGCUGAGUUCACUAUUUCCACUGCCUUUUAAACCGUAGGUGGGUGUUUUUGGUUUGGUUUAAUUACAAAGGUUAUAAAUCUUUCUUUAAAAUUAAAAUGAUACUAAAGUCUAUAUAUAAAGUAAAAAGUAAAAGUUCUCCCUCCUUCAAUCUUCCCCAGAGGGAACAGUAGUUAAAUUUGGCGUGUACCCUUCUGGACUUGCUUAUGCAUCUAUGAACAUACCUGUCUAUAUAUAUACAUGCAUCACAAUGUACAUAUUUAUUUUUUAUUUCAUUUAUUUAUUUAUUUUUAAAGAGGGCACAGCUCAAAGGGCCCACGCAGGGAUGGAACUGGCAACCUUGGUGUUAUUAGCACCACGCUCUAACCAACUGAGCUAACCGGCCACCCUACAAUGUACAUAUUUAAUCUACUUUCUUUUUAGGCACAUGAGAUUCUACUAUACAUAUUAGCCUACAACUUCCUUGUUUUCCCUAAUG